Drosophila montana is the source of this 3181-nucleotide messenger RNA. It is a transcript of the gene HP5, whose product is annotated as Heterochromatin protein 5. Bases 370 to 2502 code for a protein of 710 amino acids. The transcript has 7 exons. The record is from RefSeq and is a predicted model, not a curated record. NCBI's taxonomy places the organism in Eukaryota, Metazoa, Arthropoda, Insecta, Diptera, Drosophilidae.
AGUAAUUGUAUAAAAAUAAAAUGAUUAACAAUUCACAAAAACACAAUAAACACAAGAUAAUUCGCAACUUGCGCUCCGUUUAAUUACUAACUGUAAUUGUAUACCGUAUACCCGUAUAGCCGAGCUAAUUCCGAUACAUAUCGACAUCUUUAAAUCGAUGUAUCGAUGGUACAUUUUACAUCACUACACAGCGGCGUCGGUGUCUCUCUGCAAUAGAGUAGGAAUCCGCGUUUAUUUUUUUUUGCCACAAUUUUUGUUAGAGAAAAUUGUUGCAGCUACGCUUAGGCGGCCCGAGCUAAAGUGUGGCUGAGCUUGUGUUUGUGGAUGUGGACGCAACAAGAUAGCUAAAAACUAUCAAUCAUAAUCGCAAUGGAUUUGUUCGACUUGGUGCGAGCAGCUCCACCACCGCCGAGCGUACGCGAGGCGACAGCAGCGAAGCCAGAGGCUGAGGCGGGAGCAGACGCAGACCCGAAAGAAAAACCCUCUACGCCGUCGCCAUUGCCAAUAUCGCCCAUUUUUAAUCCAGAGGUUGAAUCCGACACUGAAAUUGCACUUCCCCGCUCGCCGGUGCCAGCAUCGCCCAUUUACAAUUUAGCUGUGGAGGAUGACAAAGCAAUAGUGGAUGACACUGCUGCUGAUGAUAAUGCCACUUCAAGGCAACCUACGCUUGACAGCGACAACAAAGAGGACGACAACGCCGAUCGCGACGGCGAUGCUGACGGUGAGGAAGAGGAUGAUGAGCAUCCGCAGCCACAGCCGCCCAAGACGAAGGCGCAACAGAAAAUGUUUGCAGAUGUGCCAACGACUUCAAAGAAUAAAGUUGGCACCUCGGCAGGCAUUAGACAAUGCUUGGUGCGCAUCAAGCGCUUGAACCAGUCAGAGAUUGAACGUUUAAUCAAACGCAAAGCCAACAAACGCGGCAGACCACGCAAGAGUGCGUCAGAUUCCUCAAUGCUGGAUGAUUCUCCGUCGCCACCCAAAAAGCAAAAACCCAUUAACAAGGUGCACAUCAAGGUACCCUGGAUGCAGAACGGUGCUAAGCAACGAGCCACGCAGACAACUUCACGUGCACACACACCGCCGCCAAAUCUGAAAAGAUCGCUCAAACAGGACAGGCCAAACAGUGUCAGCAAGGCGCUGGUUCAGCGUUAUGGCGCUCGCUUCUUUAAAUGCGUGGUGAAGUUGAAGCGCCUAACAGGCGCAGACACCUCCACACCAAAGCGCGCAAAUCGAAAGUCCAAAUCGAAGCUGUCUGUUUCAUUUAGUGAAGCUGUCGAGAUACUUGGCAGUAAACCGCGCAAAUCAUCGUCCAUUGCGGGUACGCCCAGGCUGCUGUCUAAAUUGUGCAAUUCAGUGCCAACGCGUUUGCAACGUGUCGAUGCCACUGGAAACGUGCUCGAGGACAUUGAGCUUAAACACGACUUGGUACUGGGUUCUGCUAGUAGCUCGACCAGUCCAAGCAAGCGGUCUGGGCGCCCGUCCUCUUGCAACGGCGGCCGACGUGCCACUAAGCUCAAGCGACCGGCACUGCGUGUUCCAGUCAACGAUUUGGCCAGUCUGCGCAUCGAUGACAGUCAGGAGGAGGAGGAUGUAGAUAACGAAGCUGGCGACGAGUAUAUUGUGCCCAACGAAAUGCCCGUCUAUCAAACAUUGGGCGUGCGUCGCUCUGGCACUCCGACCCCAGUUAAAAGAGUAACAGUAACUACAACAGUGAGUGACGAGGAGGGCACCGAAGGGCCAGAGCAAGAACCAGAGCCAGUGCCAGUGCCAGUGCCAGAAAGUGAUGCUGAUAAAGCCGCAGCACCAGCUGAGAAACCACAAUCUCAAGCUGAGAAUGAGGAAACAGCUGAGCAAGAACAUGAACAGAAGCAAACGGACCCGGAGCCGCAGCCAAAGGAUGAUGACCCGAAGCCUGUGGAUCCUGUACCGAAACCUGUGGAAAAAGAGGCAGAACCGAAACAGUCGGCAGACGUACUGGAGCAGAUACUCUCAAAGGAAAAAUCACCUGUGUCGACUGCCCUAGCGGAUGAUGUGACAACCGAUGACAUUUUAGAGAUUCAAACAUCCAUUGAGGAUGUGCGGGAGCUGCACACACCCCCCUCACGACAGAAUACACCACAGCUCCUGCCGCAAACACCUAAUCGCAGCGUGCGCUUUGAGUCACCAGAGUCAGACACCAGCUUUAAGUCGGCCCAUGAGCAGGAAACCAGCAGUGCAGCACAGAAUACUUCCGAAGAGGCGCCAGCGCGGCAAACUAGUGAGUCAGAGACGGUGGACACUGAGUUGACACCGCCUGUUGCAGCGACCACCUUUAAUGCCAGUGAGCCAGCCAGCGGCACCAGUAGCAUACCGCAACCGCCGUACUCGCCGAUCGCUGAAAUACCAACUCUAGAUGACGAUGAACUGGGCCAGCUUGUGGAGCCCGAUUUUCAAAUAAGCAACAGCCUCCAUUCAAACUCCAGAGUCACUAUGGAGGAUAUUCUGACAGUGUUUGAAUCUUAGAAAGUCAACUAAAUGAACGCGUCACGCAAAAGACAGUUAUUCGCCUUGACGUGGAUCCUCGGCCGUGGACAUUCAAAAGGCUAUUUGGAUUAGCUCAAGCAACACGACAACAACUAAUUUGAUUGAGUUAUUUUUGUUGUUCUACCACAUACAGUUUAUUAUUUAAAUUCUCUAUUGUCAUACCUACCGUUUGGGUAAUAUACUCAGAAAUGCAUUAUAUGUUGCAUAGGUGCAUUACAUAUGGUAUAGGUGUGUUGAUCGCAUGUUUUGCAUGUACUUUGUUGUAGAACAGGGUAUUGAAAAAAACACGGCUGCUAAUUUAUUAUCAAUUUAUUAUCAACAGCUCUAGUCACGCGAGCGUUUAGUUGACAUAUGAACUCUAAAGGCCGUGAACGGUUACCAUACAGCUAUCAUAAACUUUAACAUUAAUGUUUGGAAUGCCUAAACACCGUUAUGUUAGUUAUGCCGAUCAAACACACACACACACACACACCACAUGUGUUCCAUGUGUCGAUGUGUAUGUGUGUGUAUACACAUCGACACAUGGAACACAUUCACACAGAGCAACAAAAUUUAAAUAGAACAUAAACUCAAUCUGCUCCAUUUGGAUUUUUUUUUAAGUAGAUGUAAAUCUAAUUGAUGUAUUAUUAAAUAAAUAAAGUAAAUAUGUAAAUGGAAA